AUGACAGCCCCGACACACUCUCAAGCGACAUGGCAAGCCUUGCCAUUGUCAAUCGCUCCCUCAAUAGCGUCUCACUCCCUGUCAACGCCAGAGUCCCUGCAAAUUGAGAUUGAUCAAACAACUCACCGGCUUGAGCUCCUCAACUUCUUUCAUAUUCCUGCUUCCUCUAAUAUUCUCGAGAUUGGAUGCGGCCAGGGAACAUGCACUGUUGUCUUGGGGCAUGUCAUUGGGGAAGAUGGCCACGUUGACGCCAUCGACCCCGCAGCUCUUGAUUACGGUGCACCAUACACCCUCGGCCAAGCACAAGAACACAUUACCAACGGCCCUUUAGGCGGUAGUGUAAAGUUUUGGCAGACCCAGCUCGAAGACUUUCUAAAAGAGACGGGGGACAAGAAAUGGGAUUAUGCGGUCUUUGUGCACUGCUUAUGGUAUCUCGAUGCACCUGAAACCCUCGCACGCAUGCUCAAAGCGUUGAAGGGAAGGGUGAACAGAAUCUGCAUCGCUGAGUACGCUAUGAAGGCAUCUGAGCCAGCGGCCAUCCCUCACGUUCUUGCUGCUUUGACGCGAGCUACACUUGAGGCCCAAAGGCCGGACAGCGAAGCGAACAUUCGAUGUCUGCUAAGCCCAAUUGACAUCAAGAAUAUCGCAGGAGAUUCAGGCUGGAAAGUUGAGCGAGAGACGGAAAUUGUGCCGCAUGAGGGACUGCAAGAUGGUGGCUGGGAAGUUGGGGAUGUGAAAAGCAAGAGUUCUCUUGAUGAUAUUGAGCAAUAUGUUGCGGACAGUAAGAUGAAGGUUGUGCUUAGGAGUGGGAGAGAGGCGGUUGUAAGAGCUGUUGAAGGACUCGAUGGUAAAAAGGUGCGGACCAUGGAUGUCUGGGCGGCAACGUUGGUUGGAACAGAUUAA
Messenger RNA from Fusarium oxysporum Fo47, 903 nucleotides. RefSeq names its product class I SAM-dependent methyltransferase. Lineage: Eukaryota; Fungi; Ascomycota; Sordariomycetes; Hypocreales; Nectriaceae. The transcript has a single exon. The record is from RefSeq and is a predicted model, not a curated record. Bases 1 to 903 code for a protein of 300 amino acids.